Rhinocladiella mackenziei CBS 650.93 is the source of this 870-nucleotide messenger RNA. RefSeq names its product S-formylglutathione hydrolase. Gene Ontology annotation, cellular component: cytosol. Gene Ontology annotation, biological process: formaldehyde catabolic process. The record is from RefSeq and is a predicted model, not a curated record. Gene Ontology annotation, molecular function: S-formylglutathione hydrolase activity. The transcript has 3 exons. Lineage: Eukaryota; Fungi; Ascomycota; Eurotiomycetes; Chaetothyriales; Herpotrichiellaceae. The coding region runs from base 1 to 870 and encodes 289 amino acids.
AUGUCUGUUUCAACGCAAGCGACCAUUGCUUCAUUCGGGGGCAAGCUCCUCAAACUCGCUCACGAUUCCUCCACCACCGGUUGUGAAAUGAAAUUCAAUCUCUAUCUCCCUCCCCAGGCUACGACUAAUGCACUUCACAAAGUUCCCUUAUUGAUAUGGCUAUCCGGCUUGACCUGCACGGGUGACAACUGCUCCGAAAAAGGCUUCUUCCAACACGGUGCAAGCAAGAGAGGAAUCGCAGUCUUGUAUCCGGACACUAGCCCGCGGGGGAUUGGCAUCCAAGGUGAAGAUGAUGCCUAUGACUUCGGUACCGGAGCAGGUUUCUACGUCGACGCCACUGCCUCUCCUUGGUCCGACAACUACAAAAUGUAUUCCUACAUCACCGAAGAACUCCCCAAGACCGUCUUUGCUGCUUUUGACCAGAUUGAUGCCAGCCGAGUAAGCAUCAGUGGUCAUAGUAUGGGUGGCCAUGGCGCUCUGUCAUUAUAUCUAAAGAAUCCUGGGAAAUACAAGAGUGUUAGCGCAUUUGCUCCAAUUGCCAAUCCCCUCAAAUGUCCUUGGGGAGAAAAGGCGUUCAAGGGCUAUUUUGGUGAUGAUUGGCAAACCCAUGGUGCCAAGCACGAUUCAACAGAGCUGCUCAAGCAGUGGAAAGGCGGAGAUUUGGACAUUUUGAUCGAUGUGGGUACCGGCGACAACUUCUACAAACAAGGACAGCUUCUACCAGAGAACUUCAUUGCAGCUGCAAAGGAGAUUGGACAAGAGAAAGGAGUGAAUGUCAGAUUCCAACCAGACUACGACCACAGCUACUACACAAUGGCAAGCUUUUCCGAUGAUCACAUUGAUCACGCAGCAAAGUAUCUGUUUGCAUAG